Messenger RNA from Vespula vulgaris, 1417 nucleotides. RefSeq names its product quinone oxidoreductase-like protein 2. Gene Ontology annotation, cellular component: mitochondrion. Gene Ontology annotation, molecular function: oxidoreductase activity. The record is from RefSeq and is a predicted model, not a curated record. The transcript has 6 exons. Lineage: Eukaryota; Metazoa; Arthropoda; Insecta; Hymenoptera; Vespidae. Bases 1 to 1158 code for a protein of 385 amino acids.
AUGUUUAAGUUAACAAGAUCGGCGAUAUCUUCGAGGAAAAAUAUGCACGAAUGGAUAUUAUCGGAUGCUGAUAAUGAAACAUCAUGGUUGAAGAUGAAAUUAAAUAAUAUCAUUAAAUUUUGGAAAUAUGAAACUAGGGAUACUACAGGAAAAAAAAUACAAGUUGCCAAAUUGUAUGGUCCCUACGAUAUCAGACUAGAUUUCGUUGAUGAGAAAAUAAUUCGAGACGAGGAGGUUAGAAUCGACGUCCAUUACUGUAGUAUCACGAUGACCGAUAUUUUAUUAUGGGCUAAUCAACAUCGAAGAAUUAUUAAAAAAGGAACGAUCCUUGGAUUUGAGGCAUCCGGUAAAAUUUUGGAAAUAGGUCGAUUGGCACAGGAGAAAGAAAAUUUUUACUGGGGCGAAGAGGUGUUGAUACAUAACUAUCCGAUCGUUGGUGCAUUAGCAGAAACUUGUAUUGCUCAUUACAACAACGUGUUUAAACUCGGGAGAAAGAAGAAAUUAUCAAUGAAAAAUGCUGCGAUUUUGACGGACGAUUAUUUUUCACCAUUCUUAAUAUUCGGUCGUCGAAGUAAAUUAAACGAGGACGAGUAUAUUUUAAUUAAUACAAAUUUGGCAUAUUCGGCAUUAGCAGCUAGCGAUAUCGCGGCAUAUAUCUUUCAUGCUAAGCCAAUUAUAGCAUGCAAUUGUUUAACAUCGUUCAAUCAUAGCAGUGGUGCUAUUGCAAUUAUCGAUCGAAGUAAAUUGAGCGACGAAUUAGAACGAAUUACUGGCAAGAGAGAAGUUCGUUUAAUCAUCGAUACGAUUGGUGGAAAACAUUUCGCCACUCUACUUAAAUGUUUGCAACACGAAGGAAUAGUUGCUGUUCUCGAUUACGCAAGAGAUUCCAAGUAUUCUUAUCGAUAUAUAUUCCCAUCGAAUUAUACUUUCUUAGCGUUGGCAAUAGAACAUUAUAAAAACAACGAUCCCUUUAUAUAUAGAGAGACCAUGCAAAAUUUAUUGAAUUAUCGAAUAGACGGUACGAUCUAUCCACGUGUAUCAGCCAUAUUUGGAUUGAAUAAUAUAAAUAAGGCGUUUGAAUACGGCGCCAAAUUGACUCGAGGGAAAAUAUUGAUAGAUCUUAAAAAUCAUGACAAAUAUCAUAUAUGCGAAUCUUAACCGAUCGAUUUGUUCCAUUUCAACCAAAAAGAAUAUAUAUAAUAAGAAUAAAUAAUAAUGUUAUAAGCGUAUUGAUCGUUCAUUUUUUCACAUUGCAUGAAGCGUGUUAAUACAUAGAUAUUAACCUAUAUAUUAACAUACUUAAACAAAUACGAAAACGUCGUAAUAAUAGUAAUAAUGAUAUGACAGAUUUAUAUGAUUGAUUAUUUUAAUAAAAAAACGAAUAAAAAUUAAACGUAUGUAUAUACACAUAUAUAAA